Messenger RNA from Thunnus maccoyii (southern bluefin tuna), 4595 nucleotides. It is a transcript of the gene vegfaa, whose product is annotated as vascular endothelial growth factor Aa. Gene Ontology annotation, molecular function: vascular endothelial growth factor receptor 1 binding; heparin binding; growth factor activity. Gene Ontology annotation, cellular component: membrane. The record is from RefSeq and is a predicted model, not a curated record. Lineage: Eukaryota; Metazoa; Chordata; Actinopteri; Scombriformes; Scombridae. The coding region runs from base 627 to 1196 and encodes 189 amino acids. The transcript is spliced from 7 exons. Gene Ontology annotation, biological process: positive regulation of endothelial cell proliferation; vascular endothelial growth factor receptor signaling pathway; sprouting angiogenesis.
CGCCAAGAGGAGACAGAACGCGAAAGAGGCUGGUACUGCAGCGGAGCCGGGGACAAGCUGCUGUCUAUACUCCCUCAAAGAGAAACCGAGGUACAACACAGGAGAGGACACUAAAGAAGAAGCACAACAAGACAGGUUUGCAGAAGAAAGCAAAAGGAUCACUUUAUACCGGCAAAUAGUGUCUGUAUCCCUCCACACACACGCCUUCAUGUUGCGGGAUCAAUGAGCGUCAAGAGAGACAGCAGUGCGUAAAGUUGGUGAGCUGAUCCGCCCGUCUCCCGCUUCCCCUGUGAACAUUAUUGUUGUCAUUUUGGGGGGAUCGCUGUACUCCUGUGGUCCCGGUUCCAGUGUGGAUUUCAGAACCCAUCACAGUGUCUUUGUCUGUGGAUGAGCGAGGCUUGUUGGAUGGUAACAUUUCCAGCGGAGCGCUGCUGGGAGACACAAGAAGGGUCUCUGUGAACGUGCCACAUGCGUGUGGGAGAUAUGGAUUUGCUUUUGCUAUAGCCAAGAUUUGCCGCGGUUUUUUAAAAUAUUCAUUUUUCAUUUUUUGAUUGUGUGCGUGUUGUUUUGUUAUAUUUUGUCUUAAACGACCGCUGGGAUUUCAAGACGCGUGCGGAAUUACAACCAUGAACUUUGUUGUCAGUUUGGUACAAAUCCUUUUGGCAGCGGUUCUUCAACUAUCCACAGUAAAGACUGCCAGCAUUAACAAGGGAGUGGACAAGAGUAAAAAUGAGGUCAUCCUUCUCACGGACGUCAUCAGUAAGAGUAUGUGCCAGCCAAGGGAAAUGCUGGUGGACAUCUUCCAGGAGUAUCCAGAGGAUACGGAACACACCUAUAUCCCUUCCUGCGUGGUCCUCAACCGCUGUGGAGGCUGCUGCAAUGACGAAGCAAUGGAAUGUGUACCCACGGAAACCCGCAACGUCACAUUGCAGGUAAUGCGGGUUAGACCAAUGGUAACGCAACAUACUAUUCACUUAAGUUUCGCCGAGCAUCAAAAGUGUGAUUGCAGACUAAAGCCAGAUGUUCAAGUAAAGAAAGAAUACCACUGUGCGCCUUGCUCAGAGAGAAGAAAACGCUUGUUUGUGCAGGACCCUCUCACCUGUAAAUGUUCCUGCAAAUUCACACAAUUAGACUGCAAGUCCAGGCAACUUGAGUUAAACGAAAGAACUUGCAGAUGUGACAAACCAAGGAGAUGAGACCAGGAGAGGCGGACUACACUGUUAUGAAGGAAUUCUUUUUGGCACAGCACUUUGAAACCUGAGGAUGCAUUCCCUGCAAGGACACAAAAUGACAACGCAAGACAAGAUGCUGUGGAUGCUGAUCUUGCCACUGUCUGCUUUCCGCCUAAAGAUAUUAAUAUAUAUGUACAUAUACUAUAAGUACAUCGACAAUGUGUAUUGCUGCUACAUAAAAUGACACUAUUUAAAGCGAAACGAAUGCGCCACUGGCGUGUGAACGGGAAAUGUUUCAGUGGCGGUCUGCUCAUGGGUAGAACUGGGAAAAGAAAUCUUAUUUUAUGUAACACUUCACUGGAUGCUGGUCUGCUGUGGAUAUGAAUAUCUUAAAUAUUUCUUAGUAAGAAAAACUCGUGACCACAACUUCAUAGAGCGGUGCAGCAGAAGCCAAACUUGCCUCCGAACUGUGACAGAAGAGUACAGUUCAGUACAGGGACGGAGGGAGGAUGAGGAGGCGGAGUUGGAGGAACAUCUGUUGUACUUGAACUGAACUGCAGGUCCAAGAACCGUUUCCCUCUGUGACAUCAUGUGAAGUUUUGUCACCACUGUACGAACUGACUCCAGUUGGUGUGAUAGCACACCUUAAAAGUCUAUCAGAGUUUUCUGAAAGGACUGUUGACGCAGGUUACGUGCCGUGGUGAUGGAUAAUGUGAAGAUGACUUUCUUCCCCCAUGGAAGGGUUACGUGACGGUGGCAAGAACCGAACUAACAGUGAAGUUUUGCCAAGCAACUAAUUAGUAACUAGGGUUAGGAUUAGGUUUUGGCCUAUCCCUAAACAUGGGCAAGUAAAACAAUGUCUAAUGUUGGAGUUGAGGGUAGGACAAGAGUUAGGAAGUCAAAGUUUUCGUCAGGGUUUAAGGUAACAAACCACUACCUGUUUCUGGUUCCGCCUCCUUUACGUACCCCUUCCCUGCUGGGAGAACAGAUUUGUCUCUCUUUUUGUGCACAGAGUUUAUUAUUUGUAUUUUGAGGUUUUGUGUUCAUUUCACAAAAUGUCUUGAGACCAGGCUGCCUAAAGGGAUAUUACUGUAGGUAUAUACGGAGACAAGAAGUAAAUAGAUGAGCUAAUCACAGCACAUCACUGUAGAAAUCCACAACCUUCCAGUUUUCUUAUUUAAUGGCUUUGUGUGUGUUCCAAAGAAAUAGUCAUACAUCCACAACAGAGCAGUUCAUCAUAAACGAUCUGUAUAUACUUACUAGAUAUCCCUUUGUCUAGUACACUACAUCUAAUUUAUAGAAUAUUUCAGUAUUCUGUAUUAUUAUAUUUAUAUGCAGUGUUAAUGUGUUUUUUUUUUUGUUUUUCCUCCUCAACUGUUUUCAAUCUGUCUGGAGAUUGAAUGGAGAACACGUAUGACUGUAGAUGCCUUUUUGUUGUGGGGAAAAAAAGGCUUGAAAGACAAUGCUUUGACAUUCCUGAUUUAAACUAAAGCUGCGUUUCUCACCAGCCAGAGGGGGAUCAUGGUGGGCCUGUUGACCGAUAGAAACCCCAGCCAUCGACAUGUGCGUGAAUGAUACGCCAACACAGGUGUUUUUCAUUUUGGACUGGGGCAAUGGACAUGUGGUUUUGCACUUGUGGGCCCGAAGACACGUCAUAAGGAGGACUGAGGGAGUCUCGUUGCCGCUGUUCAGCUCGGACCUAAUUUAGUGAAGACCAAUCAGACUAGGGCCUCUAGUCUGAGGGUGGUAAACUGGCGCAGUUUUCUCUGACUUAAACCCAGGCACUAACAAAAUGGCCCCAUUGUGAGUCCCAAGUAUUACACUUGUUGUUUAGCCAGGAAAACACAGCCAAUAACCACAAAUCAAACUUUCCCUUUAAUAUUAAACUGUUACCAUAUGAGAAAUUUAACUUACUCAUUGCUGAGUAUCGACAACAAAGCUGUAUGAUAAAGAAUAAAUAAGACAUAAGGUUCAGUAAAGUCACAAGGUUUAUUUUUAAUUGUAAGUGAUGAAGAAACACCAUGAGCAACAAUAGGAAGAUUUAAAACUAAUAUACUGAUGUUAUAUAUAAAAAAGUAUGCACCAUGUGCUACCACAUGUCAUGUUAUAUCUGGCUCAGAUUUCAUGUCCUGCGCUUUUACAUAUGCUAAUUAUUAGGGAUGGGCAUGAGUAAAAAGGAACAUAUAUAUAUAUAUAUAUAUAUAUUAAUAUAUAUAUAUGUGUGUGUGUGUGUAUGUUUAUGUUUUUUGGGGAUUUCUUUGGACAAUGAUACAUCUGCACAGCCACAGAUAACAUUUCUUUAAGUAAAAAUGACAUUCAACGUUUUCAGUCAGACAUCACUCAAUCUAAUGUUACCAGCAGAAUGGCGACCAUGCAUAAGUGUGAUGUUUGGAAGUAUUUCAACAAAAUAAACAAAAUGAAUAUGCAGUACAGGAAAGUAGGCUAACCCUAACCCCUACCCGCAUUUUCGUUUGGGCGUUCAUUCGGACCCUAUUCUUACAUCUUACGUUUUUUUUUUUGCAAGUACUUGAGUACUCUAUAAUAAUUUAACACAAGUACUCCAAUAUUGAAAUUACUUAAAAUGCCCAUCCCUGCUCAUUAUUUGAUUCAUAUUGUCUGAAGGCUGCUGCAUCUUAACAUUACAGAAGACAAUUAGGACCACUAGAUAAAGAAUUUGAGCAAGAAUUGACAGAGAAUGCUGACGAUACAAAGACAAAUGAAGGCACUUCUAUGCUAUAACGCUGCAUGCUCCUCCCUAACUGACAGGACCUGUGACUUCACUUCCUUCUUCCACAAUAACUUGAGCCAUUUGAGGGAAAGAAUGACUAGUUUAUGUACAUCAAUUAUUAUUCUUGCAUAAAAUUAUUAGUUCAAAGGUGUACAUUAUUAGUUUAUCCACCUGCAAUAAGGAAUUGUCAGAAGACAGGUCAAGACUCAAAGUCAGUGACUUAAGACUCCAUUUUUAGUCCUUUCUCCAAUGUCUGAACUCUUUUUGACGUUAACCCCUUCCAUAAAACAAGGCUAUGAUGUACUAAAACCUCUAAUGCUUGGUCAAACUAAAGGUUUGUAAUGUCAGAUGCUUAUAGCCUAAAGCUGCUACACAGAAAACCCUACACAAGUAAUUUCUUUUAAUUAAUCCUACCUGUGUCAUUUGUUAGCACAGGUUGUACCACUGCUGUUCAUUAAUGUGAACCAACUGUAAAGAAUUCUACCACCCUCAAACUAAAGGCCUGAGAGUGUUUUCAUUGAGUCCGGCUGCUGGCUCAGUGCACAUGCCUCUCAAGUCCUCUGAUGAUGAGAACAUUCUAUUUGUAUUUAAAUGACAGACAUUUUGUUGAGUUUGUACAGCCACAAACAUUUUUAGUAUAUUUUCACAUUAAUAUAUUUAUUGGUGCUGUAAAAUAUUUUACAAUAUUAAUACUC